AUGUCAAAGAAGAACUACACAGUGGUGACUGAGUUUAUCCUCCUGGGUCUGACCGAUAGAGCAGAGUUGCAGCCUGUCCUUUUUGUGGUGUUCCUGGUCAUCUACCUGAUCACAGUAACCGGCAAUAUGAGCCUGAUUUUGUUAAUCAGGAGUGACUCAAAACUAAACACUCCAAUGUACUUCUUCCUCAGCCACCUCUCUUUUGUAGACCUCUGUUAUGCCACCACCAUCACCCCCCAGAUGCUGGUUAAUUUCUUAUCCAAGAGAAAAACCAUUUCUGCCAUUGGUUGCUUUAUACAAUUCCACUUUUUCAUUUCCUUGGUGAUCACAGAUUAUUAUAUGCUCACAGUGAUGGCUUAUGACCGCUACAUGGCUAUCUGCAAACCCUUGUUAUAUGGUAGCAAAAUGUCCCGAAGUGUCUGUAUCACUCUCGUUAUGGUUCCUUAUACUUAUGGCUUUGCAAAUGGUCUGGUCCAGACCAUCCUGAUGCUUCGUCUCUCUUUCUGUGGACAAAAUGAAAUCAACCACUUCUACUGUGCAGACCCACCUCUGUUAGUUCUUGCCUGCUCAGAUACUUAUGUCAAAGAAACUGCUAUGUUUGUGGUGGCUGGUUCCAACCUCACCUGCUCUGUCACCAUGAUUUUCCUCUCCUACAUUUUCAUUUUCGCAGCCAUUUUGCGCAUUCGCUCCGCUGAGGGGAGGCGCAAGGCCUUCUCCACCUGUGGGUCCCAUCUGACAGCUGUCACUAUCUUUUACGGGACACUGUUUUGCAUGUAUCUGAGAUCCCCUUCAGAAACAUCAGUGGAACAGGGGAAAAUUGUAGCUGUGUUUUAUAUCUUUGUAAGUCCCAUGCUAAAUCCUUUGAUCUAUAGUCUGAGGAACAAAGAUGUUAAAGAAGCGUUCAGGAAGGUUAUGCAAAAGAAAUUGUUUGCUAAAUAA
Messenger RNA from Molossus molossus (Pallas's mastiff bat), 939 nucleotides. Its product is annotated as olfactory receptor 1030-like. Gene Ontology annotation, biological process: sensory perception of smell; G protein-coupled receptor signaling pathway. The coding region runs from base 1 to 939 and encodes 312 amino acids. The record is from RefSeq and is a predicted model, not a curated record. The transcript has a single exon. Gene Ontology annotation, cellular component: membrane. Gene Ontology annotation, molecular function: odorant binding; G protein-coupled receptor activity; olfactory receptor activity. NCBI's taxonomy places the organism in Eukaryota, Metazoa, Chordata, Mammalia, Chiroptera, Molossidae.